CCUGCGCCGCCCCCGCGGCGGCCCGGGGGCGGCGGCCGGGAGGGCCGGUCCGGGGGUACCGGGGCCCGCUCCCAUGGGCAGCACCCCCAAGCCCCGGCCCUGGAGGAACCGGCGGGCUGACUCCUCCUCUGCCGCCGUCCGGGGGCGGGGCCAGCACGCCCGUUCCUCCGGGGCAGGGUGUGCAGCGCCGAGCACCGCUGCCGGAGCCGGGAGGCGCCCGUGCUUUCGGAAGGAGGCCGCCCUGCACGCCCGCCCGGCUUUCCACCCCAAAGUGGCCAGUGCCUGCCAGGAGCAGCGGACGGGCACCGUGGGGUUCAAGAUCUCCAAGAUCAUCGUGGUGGGAGACCUCUCGGUGGGGAAGACCUGCCUCAUCAACCGCUUUUGCAAGGACACCUUCGACAAGAACUACAAGGCCACCAUCGGGGUGGAUUUCGAGAUGGAGCGGUUCGAGGUGCUGGGCGUCCCCUUCAGCCUGCAGCUGUGGGACACGGCCGGCCAGGAGCGCUUCAAGUGCAUCGCCUCCACCUACUACCGGGGCGCGCAAGCCAUCGUCAUCGUCUUCGACGUCAACGACGUGGCCUCGCUGGAGCACACGCGGCAGUGGCUUGCUGACGCCCUCAAGGAGAACGACCCGUCCAACGUCAUCCUCUUCUUGGUGGGCUCCAAGAAGGACCUGAGUACGCCGGCACAGUACAGCCUCAUGGAGAAGGACGCCCUCAAGGUGGCCCAGGAGAUGCAGGCGGAGUAUUGGGCCGUCUCCUCCCUCACCGGGGAGAACGUGCGGGACUUCUUCUUCCGGGUGGCGGCGCUGACCUUCGAGAGCAGCGUGCUGGCCGAGCUGGAGCGCACCGGCGCCCGCAAGAUCGGCGACACCGUGCGCAUCGGCGGCCCCGAGAGCGACCUGUACCUGACGGCGCCGCGCAAGAAGCCCAAGUGCUGCCAGUGAGGAGCCGCCCCGCGGCCCGUGGCACCCGGAUCUCUCUACCAAAGAGCCGCGGCACCGUCGUCGCGGCCCGGCCGGCGCCUCCUGCCCCGACGGGACGUCCCUUCCGCGCUCCUGCCUCCGCCACCCCGGCGAAUCGGCUCCCUCCCGGCUCCGGGCAAGCCGGGAGGGCUCCAGCGGAUGCCUCCUGAGAUGCCUCCUUGCUCCGGCUCGGCCGCCUCCAGCCGGGGCGCCCCGGCGGUGCCGGGCGGCUUCCUUAGCUAUGCAACUCCACGAAUCCUUAGCAGAAGCUCCAAUCUUUCAUAAUAAAAUGUUUUUUGUACACUUUUUAAAA
Molecule: messenger RNA, 1277 nt
Organism: Rhea pennata
Lineage: Eukaryota; Metazoa; Chordata; Aves; Rheiformes; Rheidae
Gene: RAB34
Product: RAB34, member RAS oncogene family
Exons: 10
Coding region: 74-946 (290 amino acids)
Biological process (GO): phagosome-lysosome fusion; Golgi to plasma membrane protein transport
Cellular component (GO): Golgi cisterna; phagocytic vesicle
Molecular function (GO): GTP binding; GTPase activity
Source: RefSeq, a predicted model, not a curated record